Messenger RNA from Danio rerio (zebrafish), 1417 nucleotides. RefSeq names its product diaphanous-related formin 3 (gene diaph3). Gene Ontology annotation, biological process: actin cytoskeleton organization. The record is from RefSeq and is marked validated. Gene Ontology annotation, molecular function: small GTPase binding; actin binding. NCBI's taxonomy places the organism in Eukaryota, Metazoa, Chordata, Actinopteri, Cypriniformes, Danionidae.
ACCUAUUUCAUUUCUGCUCUAGUUUUUACGAACACGGACAGCAAACACGCUUUUCUGAUACUGGCUUUUUGCAUCACAGGAGUGUUUUUUAAAAACAUUUACAUCAAUGUACGGUUUGAAAAGAGGUGUUAGUGACAUCUAAGGAGCUGGCAAUUGGAUUACCGUCGUUAGCCGAUUUAUUAGACAACAACUAACUUAACUUACUGUCAAGGGGCGCUUCUCGUGCACGUUCACCCGCGAGUCAGCUUAAUCCGUGCUCGCGCUUGUCUCUUUCAUCGGUCAACCUCAGAGGCAUAAUGAGCCAGUAAACACGGAAACUUCGUAGAGAUAGUUUUUAUAGAUUCACUUAAAUAUGGACAACUACCGCCAACCAAGAUAUGAAGGCUCGAGUCAAGGAAGAGAGAAUAAAUUUAACCGCAAGAAAGGAUUUGGAGUCGGAGUGUCAUCUCAGGGCGGUUCAAGUGGGGAUGACGGAGAGAAGAAGCCUAAAUUUUUGGACAGAUUUUCCAGUAUCCGGAUCCCUGGCAGUAAAAAGGAACGGCCAAAUCUCUCCCACAUGUCCAAGCACUCCUCUUCUGGUGACUGGUCAUCUUCCUCUGAAUUUGAGGAGCUUUCUUCAAGAAUCACAUCAGAGAAAGAAAUCCUUGCCCUCUUUGAGAAAAUGAUGGAGGAUAUGAAUCUUAAUGAGGAGAAGAAAGCACCACUAAGAGAGAAGGACUUAAACACGAAAAGAGAGAUGGUUCUUCAGUACGUCGUCACAGCUGCAAAAACCGGUAGUUUGAGGAGCAGCAGUCAGAUCUCUCCUCAGGAGUUUCUGAGUGAACUAAAAAGCGGUGCCACCGAUGAGAGACUGUUUGCCUGUCUGGACUCCCUCAGAGUGUCACUCACCAGCAACCCAGUCAGCUGGGUGCAGAGUUUUGGCCAUGAGGGUCUGGGUCUCCUGUUGGAUACGCUGGAGAAGCUCCUCCUCAAAAAACACCAAGAGAAGGUGGAUAAGAAGAGUCAACACAAAGUCAUUCAGUGCCUGAAGGCUUUUAUGAACAACAAGGUAAUAACGUCACCGAGCUGCAGGGUCUCAAGUUCCUCUCACUUAAUAAUUGUCAUCUCAAAGCGAACAGUUAUCAGUUUUAAACAUGCACAUACAAAGUAUAGCUAAAUAUAGUUGUGUAGACUCCUUUCAAUGUGACGUCCACGGUUCUUCACUUCUAUUGGUGGUGGUGAUGUCAUGGUAUAUUUGCAUAAAUUAUGUUCAGCUUUGAAAAUGUUGCACAUUGUCACCCGCCCCCAGAAAGAAUGUUCAGUUUUUAAUAAUAGCCAGGCAUUCUUCUAGUAUUAUAUAUGUAUCCUGUUGGAUAUGCUGUAGAAAAACGCAUAAUUUGCAAAAAAAAAUGUAUAUAUAAAUAAAUAAAUACUUUAC